Molecule: messenger RNA, 4710 nt
Organism: Daldinia caldariorum
Lineage: Eukaryota; Fungi; Ascomycota; Sordariomycetes; Xylariales; Hypoxylaceae
Exons: 16
Coding region: 476-4480 (1334 amino acids)
Biological process (GO): intracellular calcium ion homeostasis
Cellular component (GO): membrane
Molecular function (GO): ATP binding; ATP hydrolysis activity; ATPase-coupled monoatomic cation transmembrane transporter activity
Source: RefSeq, a predicted model, not a curated record
UAUCAUUUCUAUCGGUAACUUAUUGGUAUCAUUAUCGCUAUUUUUUGCAUUCCAGUCGUAAGCAUUUGGUGGAUCUUCUACAUUGUCAACGAAUCGAUCGUUCGUUCAAGGAUUAAUACUAUGCAUAGCGCCAUCUUCCAUCUUUGCAGGUCUAGACGGUGUAGCUCAUUAAUUAUUUGAGCUUGAACUUGAACUCGUAAAGUUCCCUCCCUACAGGAAGUUUCGUCGGCAUCCAGUGCUUCAAUUGGUCCUCGAGGAUCUAUCGUGUUUCAAUAUUUCGAUAAACUAUUCAGGAUGUGCCUCGACAUUGCAGUCCUUCCCCGGCCGGAUCGAUAGUCAGAGUUACGAGGUCGUGAGCGCGCUUCUCUCAUUUCCAUAUUAUACCCUCCCUCCCCGUACCUACGCGCCGUAGUCGCAUCGUCGAUUGAGCAGAUUUAUAUAUACGAUAUCCAUCAUAGUUAACCGUGUAUUAAUUAUGGAGGAACCUAACGAUGAUCCGCGGCAGAGGCGCAAUGGCCGUGCAGCCAUUUACGGGCUAAACGUUAAUCAAAGUAGCUCGAGCGUAUUUGAGGACGUAGAGAUGGCGCACGAUGAGUUGUUCUCUGGCCCUGUUGCAGAAAGUUUGCCUACCAGCCUCUCGGCUUUUUCCCAUCGUCGCCAACGCUCAGACUCGACGGCAAGCUUCGCGUAUUACGAUGAAGAGGAAGACGAACCAGAGCCCGGCUUUAUCUACAGCGAAGACGGUGCUAUGCCAUUUGAUUUCGACGAGAUGGCACUUGAAUUCGAAGAGGAAGGUAAUGAAGAAGAAAGCAGUUCAGGAGGUGAGCUCGAGAAUGGUAGUUCGUAUGAUGACUAUGCUAUGCGAAGGAGAUCUUCGACCCAAUCGAGGGCUUCUGUUCAUACCAGACUUCUCCGAACGGAUAGCGGCGUGACGGAUGCUAGCGGUCGAGGUUAUAGCCGAGUCAGCCAGAAACUACAUAUGGUUAACGAGGAUCUCACCAUUGUGAUAGCUGGCUUUCGUACGAGCAAAUUUGGCUACAUUACAUAUGUUAUGCUAUGCGUUGCGACGUUGGGACUUGCAUAUCUCCUUCUCCGAUGGCUUCCCCGGUGGCAGGUGAAGCUAAUCGGCAAGCCAUGUUCGCUCCAUGAUUGUGAGUGGGUAGUGCUCGAGAAUCAAUGGGGUGAAAUGACUAUCCUAGACGUGCAAACGCAGCCUUAUAAUCGGCCCUUAUCUACCGUAUUCGGUUCGCCAGAGAAGAUGUUUGCUCAACUGCUAGGAGACGAUGCUGAUCCAUUAUUGCAUGAGCUCCGGGUCCUCAACUACCGAUAUAUACGCUUCUUCUACCAUCCAUUGAAGGGCAAGUUCGUUAUCUGCAAUGGAUGGAAGGAUCCGGCGUGGACUCAUGUGCGAGCCCUUCGUGCCGGCAUCGAUAGCGAAGAGAAAGAGCAUAGGGAACGAGUCUUUGGGAAAAAUAUCAUCGACAUCGAGCAGAAGACCAUUCCUCAAUUACUCGUAGAUGAGAUUUUUCACCCAUUUUACGUUUUCCAGAUUGCAAGUUUAAUUCUUUGGUCGUCAGACGAGUAUUACUAUUAUGCUGUCUGCAUCUUUCUUAUGUCGGCGGGUAGUAUAAUAGCGACUCUGAUAGAUACACGUGCUACAAUGCGGCGUCUUCGUGACAUCUCUCGCUUUGAAUGCGAUGUACGAGUCCUUCGCGACGGCUUCUGGGCCCACGUUUCGUCAAGCGAUCUGGUUCCUGGUGAUGUAUAUGAAAUUAGUGAUCCUAGUCUCACCCAAUUUCCUAGCGAUAGCUUAUUACUAAGCGGAGAUUGCAUUGUCAACGAGAGUAUGCUUACGGGCGAAUCUGUACCGGUCUCUAAAAUUCCCGCUACCGACGAGACGCUUCAGAUUAUGAAUCUUAGCGCUUCCACGAUCUCCCACGAUGUUGCCCGUCAUUUUCUCUUCUGCGGCACAAAAAUUAUCAGAGCCCGGAAACCACAAGAUAAUGGAGAUGACGAGGCCGCUGCCCUUGCUGUGGUUGUAAGGACUGGCUUCACCACAACCAAGGGUUCGCUCGUCCGCUCCAUGCUGUUCCCUAAACCGUCCGGAUUUAAAUUCUAUCGAGACUCUUUCCGAUACAUAUCCGUGAUGGGGUGUGUUGCGCUGCUUGGAUUCGUUGUAUCCUUUGUCAACUUCAUUCGUCUAGGACUACCUUGGCAUGUAAUACUUAUUAGAGCCCUAGAUCUGAUCACCAUUGCCGUCCCGCCUGCGCUGCCAGCUACCCUUACUAUAGGGACAAAUUUCGCAUUAAACCGCCUAAAGAAGAAGCAAAUAUUUUGCAUCAGCCCACAAAGAGUCAACGUGGGCGGGAAGCUGGAUGUCAUGUGCUUUGAUAAAACAGGUACUCUGACUGAAGAUGGCUUGGAUGUUCUUGGUGUACAAGUGGUAUCUCGUUCAGCAAAAAAGUUUGAUAAUAUUAUCUCAAAAGCAUCCCAGUUAGUCCCAAGCAUAAGUUUGGAUGCCGGCCCUGGAGAUAAAUAUGGGAUAACUCGCGCUGCUUUGUUCACAAUGGCUACUUGCCACUCCCUUCGCUCCGUCGAUGGUGAACUCGUCGGUGAUCCGCUAGACGUCAAGAUGUUCGAGUUCACUGGCUGGACAUUCGAAGAGGGCAAUCAAGGUGGCGCUGAUCAGGAAGAUGACGAGCAAGGCGGUUUCUCUCCUUCGGUCGCUCGACCUCCCAUAGGCCCCCUUUACGACACAGAUGGAUACGGGACCGCUGAAGGCCAGAAUGCGGCAAUUGAACUUGGUGUGAUAAGAAGCUUCGAGUUCGUCUCGCAGCUACGGAGGGCGAGCGUUAUCGUGCGAGCUUUCGGUCAGCAAAGCGGAAAUAUCUAUGUCAAAGGCGCACCUGAGUGUAUGCGAGAUAUAUGUCGACCAGAUACUUUCCCUGAGGAUUAUGAAGAACUCCUAUCUUACUAUACCCACAAAGGGUAUCGAGUCAUUGCGUGCGCUACUCGACAUAUAAAAAAGUUAUCAUGGGUAAAAUCCCAGAAAAUGAAGCGCGAGGAGGUUGAGGCUGAUCUCGAUUUCGUCGGAUUCAUCAUCUUCGAAAAUAAGUUGAAGCCGACAACAGCCGCUGUGCUUAAGGAGCUCACCCAAUCAAAUAUCGCUUCCAUCAUGGUUACAGGCGACAACAUCUUGACGGCUAUUAGCGUGGCGAGGAACUGCGGUCUCAUCGAAAAGAACGCUCAUUGUUUCGUACCUUAUUUUGCUGAAGGGAACUCUCGUGAUCCUAACGCCCGGUUACACUGGGAAAGCAUAGAUGAUCAAGCAUAUCAACUAAAUGAUCGAACCCUACUACCUUUACCUGCACCCGUGGACAGAGAUGCUUCUUUACCAUACGAUAUAACCAAUCUCAGAAACUACUCUCUCGCAGUAAGCGGAGAUGUUUUCCGGUGGAUAAUCGACUUCGCUCCAAACGAGGUCAUGCAGAGGAUGCUUGUUCGAGGUAAAGUAUUUGCACGUAUGUCUCCAGAUGAGAAGCAUGAACUUGUCGAGAAACUUCAGAGCAUAGACUAUUGUGCCGGCUUUUGCGGGGAUGGAGCGAAUGAUUGCGGUGCUCUCAAAGCUGCCGAUGUUGGAAUAUCGCUUUCCGAAGCAGAAGCAUCCGUUGCGGCCCCGUUCACAUCAAGGGUUUUCGAUAUUCGAUGUGUCCCCGACGUAAUCCGUGAGGGACGAGCUGCUUUGGUGACUAGUUUUAGUUGCUUCAAGUAUAUGAGCCUUUAUUCGGCGAUACAGUUCACUUCCGUCAGCUUCCUUUAUGCUUCGGCUUCAAACUUGGGAGACUUCCAGUUCCUUUUUAUAGAUGUUCUUCUUAUAUUACCAAUCGCUAUAUUCAUGGGCUGGUCUGGACCGUUCCCGGUUCUCAGCAAGAAACGACCGACGGCAAAUCUGGUGUCGAGAAAGGUCCUUGUACCGUUGCUAUGCCACAUGGCUGUCUGUAUACUUGUGCAAACUGUCGCGUGGCUCCUCGUGCGGGAGCAGAGCUGGUAUAUACCGCCGCAUGUGAACCGAAAUAAGCCUGAUAUCAAGAAUUCGGAGAAUACGACUUUGUUCCUCGUGUCUUGCUUCGAGUACAUAUUCAUCGGUGUGGUCCUUAACGCCGGCAGGCCGUUCCGACAACCCAUAACCCAGAACUGGCCGUUCGUGGGUACCGUCGUAGCGGCCCUAGGCAUAACUCUAUACAUGUUAUUCUCACCCGGCCACUGGAUCAGGAACCUGAUGCAGCUGACCAAGAUCAGCCCGUCCUUCAAAGUCACGCUCCUGGGCCUCGGCGUGGCGUAUCUGAUCAUAGCGUGGCUCGGGGAGCACUACGUCUUCGCGGGGAUCGCUCGCGGACUAGGCGCGGUGAAGACGGCGGUCACUAAGAAGGCGAAGAAGCGCAAGCAGUAUAAAAUUAUAUUGGAGCAGACACAGAUUUGAGCUUAGGCUAGGUAGAUUUGAAACUCGUUACGCGUUACUACGCUUGUCGAGGUGGAGAGUUUUACGUUGUGGACGUUGGAUAGUCCUGGCUUAGGUACCUACCUAACCUACCUAUACAAGGUAUAGAUUACUCGCGAAGAGAGAAUUGGUAAAUAGCGGUGUAUUUUUAUUCUUGUAUAUACCAGAAUAGAAUCAGCAGUACACUAUUAAAUCGAGAUUGGUCCAUCAGA